Molecule: messenger RNA, 519 nt
Organism: Lactuca virosa
Lineage: Eukaryota; Viridiplantae; Streptophyta; Magnoliopsida; Asterales; Asteraceae
Source: the annotation of a GenBank genome assembly
AUGGAUGAAAGGAUGCAUUCUGUUGAAACAACAACAUCAACAACAACAAUCGAAACAUCAACUUCUUCAAUUCCUAUUACAACAGUUUCACCAACCUUUUUUGGGGUCAUACAAGAACCAAUCACAACUAUUUUCUCAUCUCAUUCACCCAAGGCUGAGAAAACCAUUCAAGAAGACGAGGCUGAUGAUGAUAAUGUGAUGGUUUCUUUUGUUGAGCUACAAUUCGGUCACGAGGAAGAAGAUAUACCUGAUGACUUAUUCAUGUCAGUUAAGCAAUUCAAAAUUCUCAACUGCAAAAUGAUUUCAAUACUUCAAUUUUUGGCUGAUACUGGAAAUAAGCACUCAAUCAGUGGGGUCGAAGUUGAAUAUCUUCUGAAAACUCAAGAGUCUCGAUUGAAGACUUUAAUUGAAAAUGUUGACAAGCGCAGUGAUGAUCAAGUAGUCACUCAAUCUUGUACUUUCAAUCAUGAUAUUUCCAAGUUGCGCGACGUAGAAAAAGAACAUCAUGAACUUUUUUAA